AUGCCGGUGGCCGACCAGGCCUUUGUCACACUGGCCACCAAUGACAUCUACUGCCAGGGAGCCCUGGUCCUGGGGCAGUCACUGAGGAACCACAGGGCAACGAGAAAACUGGUGGUGUUGAUUGCGCCUCAGGUGUCCAGCCAGCUCAGGGUCAUCCUCUCCAAAGUGUUUGAUGAGAUCAUUGAAGUGAACUUGAUAGACAGUGCUGACUACAUCCAUCUGGCCUUUCUAAAGAGACCUGAGCUGGGAGUCACUCUCACUAAGCUUCACUGUUGGACCCUUACUGAUUACAGCAAGUGUGUCUUCCUUGAUGCAGACACUCUGGUGCUGUCCAAUAUUGAUGAGUUGUUCGACAGGAGAGAACUUUCUGCAGCUCCUGAUCCUGGGUGGCCGGAUUGCUUCAACAGUGGGGUGUUUGUCUUCCAGCCCUCACUGGAAACACAUAGACACUUGCUACAGCACGCCACCGACCAUGGCAGCUUUGAUGGGGCCGACCAAGGCUUGUUGAAUAGUUUCUUCAGUGACUGGUCAACGGCGGACAUCCAGAAGCAUUUGCCGUUUACCUACAACCUGAGCAGUAACACCGCGUACACCUACGGCCCUGCCUUCAAACAAUUCGGUUCUAGUGCGAAGGUAGCCCACUUCUUGGGGUCCACAAAGCCUUGGAACUACAAGUUCAAUCCGCAGACUGGCUCAGUCAUGGAGCAGGGCUCGGCGCUGGGCAAUCAGCAGCCGGUGUCCUUUCUGACUCUCUGGUGGAAGAUCUUCCACAGCAGCGUGCUGCCUCUUUAUGAGAGUGUUCAAGCCGAGGAAAAACACGGGCCUCCAGUACACACAGUUUGCCUCAGUGGUGUUGGGGUACCGACUGCAGAUUCAGCACCUACUGCUGGAGAGACGUGUGAAGACUCAACCCCCAGUGCCCAGGUGCCGUAUGCAAAUUCAGCACUGGGGUCCGACCAGCUCUGGCCUGCUCAGGUUCCUCUGGAGCAGAUCACGAUAGUAGAUGAGACCCUGCCCUCACCUGAAGGAUGCCAUUGGGAAGAUGUGAUAGGUUGCCCUGAAAUUGAAACUUCUGCUGGAAUAAUGAGUGACCCACUGUCCCGGCCCUCACUUCCAUUCGUGGACAUCACAGAGACCCCCACCACUGCGCCACCAGCAAAUAAAGCCGAAAGUGGCCCGACUGAGGAAACCUUGAAUCCACGUCAGGAGUCCCCUGUUGAGGUCGUGAGGGACCCUGGUCCUCAGGACACUUUGGAGGUUGACCUGGCCAUCUCUGUUUCCGAGAUUUCCAUUGAGGAAAAGAUUAAGGAACUAAGUCCCGAGGAAGAGCGGAGGAAGUGGGAAGAGGGAAGAAUAGAUUACAUGGGCAAAGACGCGUUUGCCCGCAUCCAGGAGAAGCUGGACCGGUUUCUGCAGUAAGCCGCACCGUGGUUUUGCAGUUGUGUGUGGUUAGACGAUGUUCUGUCGUGUGGUUCUGUUACUACGUGGAAACUUCCUCUAGUCCUUUCAGAGAGAAAUGCAGUUCAACUAUGUGCCUCUGUUUACAUACAGUUAACCAACUUGAGUGCCUCACAUAAAUAAUUCCAUGAUAAAAAUCCAGCUUGAAGCCCCCUGCUGCUGAUCCAAGCUACCAAUGCCUUCUGGGCUUUCCAGAAAGGUCAGUUUUUCUUCUAACCUUGUCAGCAGACCCUUGAUCAAUGCUACUUCUCAAUAGAGCUCUGAAAUGCCACCUGGUACAGGUGCUACGAGAUCUAUCCUGUAGAGGGUAAAACCUCACUGCGAAUUUUCUUCUGUCACCACCGUAAUAACACUAGUUUAUGUGUGCAGUGCCUCCGAGCCUUCCAGAAUGAAAAACCCAUUUCUUUAGGGCUAGGUAAAUGUUUAGAUAUUGUGAGUUUGACUCUCAUUGAAGUCUCUGUGAAGCGUUAUCUGAGAAACACCACAGCUGUUUUCUAUCUGCUUUAAAUCCAAACAAGAUAUCCCAGUGCUGUUGACAGAAACCUGAUUUGGGGCAUGCCAGGGAUAUUUGGAAGAAUGAUUUUAGCUGGCUUGGGGGGGAUGUCACCUCUUCUAAACUGAUUUAUUUACUGGUUUAAAACAAUGAAGGGUUUAUGCCAAAUGAUUUAUGUCAACAACUAGCUUACGACCACAGGAUCUAGAGAUGCUCUUUGCUUAAUGACAAAAUCAGUUUGCACUCAGUGACGCUUGACAUAUCUUUGCUUGGUCUCAGUCACUACCUCAGUUCUAAAUAACUUAUUCAAUCACUGUGCUCUUCAAAGCCAUUUCUACUCAGCUCUUUUGGGAGAAAUCUCAGUUUUAUGAGACGAGUCACUUUAUUCCACAAGAAAGCCUCAUCUUCAGGAAUAUCCUCAGUUUACGAACUGUGACAACGUGCUGUUAUCUCCCUGCAUGGCUGUUAGAAGACUUGAAGAAGUCUCUGUCUUCACAGAGUGUUUUAAUUCAGUUGAUGUGUUUGGAUGCUAUUUACGUCACCUGAAACAGUUGAACCCUUUGGUAAGGGUAAUUGGUGUCAACAUAUGGCAGUAUCUGAGGCAUUUGCUGUGCAAGGUGUGGAUUACUGUGGGCUUGUUUCUCUUAACAUCUGCAGGCUUGGUGGGCAGAAUACACGGGAUGUUUCAGGCGUUGAUUUAAAAUAGCCAUAGGGAUAUAGCCUUAGGUGAGUUGUGGUGAGAUAGUAACCAGCCAUGAGAGUGAUACGAUAUGUAUGUUCUGAACGGAGAAUGUCGGUGCUCUGUGCUGGGCGUUGAAGAACAGAAGCCUGAGCCUAACAAAUGGGACGGAGCACUCAGGUGAUGGAUGUUGGAGUCUGUUUGAGCUUCUCCGAAGAUGAGAAAUCAUGUUUGCAGGCAAUAGAUCGUUGGCUUAAGGUACAUAUGCUCAAUACGGAGUUCUGCUAUGCAUUCUGGUAUGUAUCAUCACAUUUGGAUGGACGUUAACACAUCUAAAUUAAAAUGUUUCAACAGCCA
Molecule: messenger RNA, 2987 nt
Organism: Galeopterus variegatus (Sunda flying lemur)
Lineage: Eukaryota; Metazoa; Chordata; Mammalia; Dermoptera; Cynocephalidae
Gene: GYG2
Product: glycogenin 2
Exons: 10
Coding region: 1-1419 (472 amino acids)
Cellular component (GO): cytoplasm
Molecular function (GO): glycosyltransferase activity
Source: RefSeq, a predicted model, not a curated record